This is a messenger RNA of Prunus avium (sweet cherry), 359 nucleotides long. The record is from RefSeq and is a predicted model, not a curated record. NCBI's taxonomy places the organism in Eukaryota, Viridiplantae, Streptophyta, Magnoliopsida, Rosales, Rosaceae.
AUGGAGGACAGUGAGUCCCUUGUGAGAAGAUGGGAGGACCUGGAUACUGACAUAUUGGUGAAGAUCUUUCAGUCUUUUGACAUCUAUCAGUUAACUUCGGGCAUUGCGCACGUCUGUAGUGCAUGGCGCUUGGCUUGCUGUGAUCCUCUGCUUUGGAAAACGCUUGAUUUGUCAAUGAUGAAAUCUAACUUCAUCAAAAUCCCAUUAGAACCUUAUGUUUACGUGGGUGGACGGUCUGAUAAGAAAUUGACUCGUGUUUUGAAGACUUCCUUGAAUCUCAGCCGGGGAAACUUGAUGACUUUGAUUUUCCAUUUCAACUUGUAUGUGAGUGAUGAUCUGUUGACUUAUACUGCUGAAAG